Messenger RNA from Drosophila subpulchrella, 2903 nucleotides. Its product is annotated as RNA polymerase-associated protein CTR9 homolog. The record is from RefSeq and is a predicted model, not a curated record. The transcript has 5 exons. Lineage: Eukaryota; Metazoa; Arthropoda; Insecta; Diptera; Drosophilidae. Gene Ontology annotation, molecular function: RNA polymerase II complex binding. Gene Ontology annotation, biological process: regulation of DNA-templated transcription. Gene Ontology annotation, cellular component: Cdc73/Paf1 complex. The coding region runs from base 25 to 2871 and encodes 948 amino acids.
AGUGUUCAGGUGCUAACGAAAAAAAUGGACGGUAUUCUUGGGCUAAGGGACAUUUGUCCGAACCUAGAGGGAAUGCAACUGCGCACUUGCAUUCAAAAAGCGCUGACUUGCUACACCAAUAGUCAAAGGCAGACCAUUACGAAGCUCCUGGAGGAAGGCAUUAAAAAGUGCACAACUCCAUAUGAAUCCUAUAAAGCGGAUCUGAUCAGGGCAAAUAUCCUGCUGGUGGCCUGCUUCACCAAUAUGGCCUACGAGGAGCAGGGCAAGCUGCGCAUGGCGCUACAGGCCAAGCUUGUAAAUAUUUUCCAGACACUGGAGGGCUACAAGGGACCCGAUGAUCUUAGCCUUCGUGUAAUCAAGGGAUUCGCCCUGAUGCUAUCACCCAGCACAGCCCCAGAGGCAGAUGGCCUGUUUGACGGCAUCCUCAGACAGAAUUCGAACCAUAUUCCGGCCCUGAUUGGACGUGGGUGCUUGGCCUUCAAUCGCCAGGACUACAUAGGAUCCCUGGGAUACUUCAAGAGUGUCCUGAUGACAGAUCCUGGAGGACCCGUUGAUGUUCGCGUAGGGAUUGCCCACUGUUUUUGGAAGAUGGGUGAUCUGAUAAGUGCCCGCCGUUCUUUCGAAUUUGCUUUCGAGCAUAACCGCAGAAGCCAAAAUGCGCUACUUGGUAUGGCCAUCUUAAAUCUGAAUGAGAGCGACACACAACUUUAUAAUGAGGGUAUUAAUCUCCUUAGCGCGGCCUUCGAAAUUAAUAAGCGACACCCGGUAGCUCUAAGUAUUCUGGCUAGCUAUUACUAUUCCAUUGACGAUCACCAAAUGGCGCUGAGAUUGGCUGGAAAUGCCAUUGGGUUCACCGAAAUCCCGCAGCUGAAAUCGCACAGUUUCUACCAGGUGGCCAGGAGUCAACAUGCCAUUGGGGAAUACGAGUAUGCCAGGAUGUACUAUCAAAAAGCGGUGGAUUCCGCACCGGAAGGCUAUGUGCUGCCUCAAAUGGGCCUCGCCCAAAUGUACCUGAGGGACGGUGAAUCCGACAAGGCCAAGAUCUGCCUGGAAACAUUCCUCAAGUAUCUGCCAAACGAAUCGAAUGCAAUGCGGCUAUUGGCCAGAAUUUAUCUUAACGAAAGGUCGCCAGGGCAAGGGGAAAAGGCCAUUGAAAUGUUGAUAAAAGUGGUGGCGAAGCCAUCGGCUCACCAGGACUGGGAUAGCUGGUUAAGUCUGGCCUUGGCCUAUCAGCAGAAUGGGCUCUGGGAGUUGGCCAUCAAUGCAUAUGACAAGGCUAUUACAAUAUAUAUGGAUCAGAGACUCCAGAUCCCUGUCGAGUGGCUAAAUAACCAGGCGGUCAGCCAGAUGUCGGCCAAACAGCCAGAAAAUGCCCUCGCAACCCUCCAGGAGGCGUUUCCCAAUAUGGGAAGCCAAGAGGAUAAACCCAACAAGUCUACUAACUAUCUCACAAUGCGGUACAACUACGCUAGGAUUCUGGAGGCCAUGAGAAUGUACGAAAAGGCUCAGACGCAGUAUAGUAGUAUCAUCGCCAGCUAUCCAGACUACCACGACUGUCACUUGAGACUGGGCCUGAUGGCGAUGCAGUUGGGUCAGCUGAACAGAGCCUUGGAGCACUUCAAGGAUGUCCUGGCCAUAGAAAACGACAAUAUUGGGGCCAGGACCUACCUGGGGGAAUGCUAUAUGAUGCUCAGUCUUAGCAAACAGUCCAUAUACAACUACAGUGUCAUUCUGCGUAGCCCUGGAAACACCGAAGACAGCUACUGCUUGAUGGCCCUGGGAAACUUCUAUCUGAAAAAAUGUCAGAACAGCGUGACGAAGGGAGAUUUAUCGUCAGCCAAAAGAAGUCUGGAAAUUGCCUUGAACUUUUACACGAAGAUUCUCCAACGCAGUCCCAGAAACGUUUGGGCAGCCAAUGGAAUAGGAGCUGCCUUAAGCACCUUUAACUACCUCUCCGAGGGUGAGGCCGUCUUUAAGCAGAUUCUCGAGUCUGGAAACAAGUGCCCCGCUGCCCUCCUGAAUUCGGCUCACGUAGCCCUGGAACUUGGCCAAUUCAAGCUGGCCAGCCAGACCUACAAGCUGUGCCUAAAGGACCAUCUACCGGAGAAUUGUGUGGAGGUGAUGCACUACCUAGCCAGAUCUCUGUAUGGGGAGAGAAGGACCGGCGAAGCCAAGAUGUGGCUGCUCAGGGCCCGACACUUGGCCCCUCAGGAUCCGCAUGUGAUAUUCAAUCUGGCCCUAACCAUUAAGAAGGAAACCAGAGAUCUCUUAGCCCUGCCAAAACCGGAGUGUGAUGAUCUCAACAGAUCUGAACUGGAGCUGAAAGUGGCCUCUAAAUAUUUUUCCUACAUUCAACAAACACAAUCUAGCGUUGCUGCACGUUCGUGUGCCAAAGCAUCCGACGAUUGCGAGGUCUUGAUGGGGAAAUUAAAGGACCAUCUCGAGCAAGUGCGUAAUUUGAAGUUAGCGGAUGAGCAGCGCAUCCGCUUGCAGGAGCAACGCUUCCAGGAUCACCUGCGGUCCCUGGAGGAGCAGCGUCUGAAGCGGCAGGAGGAGGAGGAAGUCCUUCGGAAGAACCUGAAGGCCAAGCGGAUGGAGGUCCUGGAACGCACCAGGAAAAUUGUGAAUGCCCCUCUGCAGCCUAAAGAGCCCAAAAAGGAUUCCAGCAAGGGCAGGAAAAAUCGGCAGGAGAAAGACGGAGAUCAGGAGAAGAAUCAAGAAAAGUCAAGAGCCAACAAAUCUCACAAAAGGGCUGCAAAUGAAGAAUUGGAUAAAGGUGUGACCAAGAAACCCAAGUCAAAAGAAUUUAUAAGUUCUGAUGAUGACAGUGAUUCGGAAGAAGGCAUAAAAACAAAUCCUAAAGCCAAUUGAAUGGUUUAAUAAACAGACCAAUAAUGUUUCUA